AUGGCAUUAAAUUUGAUCUCGUCGUACGAUAGCGACGGCAGUAGCAGUGUUUCUGAUGGUGAUGGACCUGUUCGUUCCUCAGAAGUCGAGACACCUCAGUCAUCAGAGAAACCGAAGAACUCGUCCUUCUUUUUUGGUGGUGACAGUAGCGAUGAUGACACAGCAGGGUCAUCAAAGAAUGCCGACGUUGCGAAGUUGACGCCUUCAUCAGGAGCAGUUCGUCGCCUUCCUAGUGCUGGAGCCGUACUGACAGGCAAGCACGUGGGUUCCAGUGUGUUUUCAAGUGAGCGAGAACGAGAAGAUCUCGCACACGCUCUAACGCUCAGUCAGCAUGUACCAUUGACAGAGAAAGUGGAAACGAAAAAGAAGCCUCUCUGUCGAGCGUUUGCACGAGGACAUUGCAGACGUGGGGAUAGAUGUCGUUACGCUCACCCGGUAACGCAAGAGCCAGUACAGAAUCCUGUAACAAUUGACGCAGCACCGAAAAUGUACGAAGCUGACGACAUUUUUGCCAAGAAACCGAAAAUAGCCUAG
This is a messenger RNA of Cooperia oncophora, 534 nucleotides long. The record is from the annotation of a GenBank genome assembly. Lineage: Eukaryota; Metazoa; Nematoda; Chromadorea; Rhabditida; Trichostrongylidae.